UGUUCUGCCAAGAUUUGUUUACUUCAUUCUAAAUGACAUAUUAAGAGGAAUAAAUUAUACAGUACCAAGAAUAGGUUAAGUCUUACGUGCCCUAAGGAUUGUUUUGUUCUGAUAUUUUUGCUGAUUGGAAAUAGAGCUCUCUCUUGUACGAUGUCGAUGAGCUGUAUCCUACUUUGUGUCUGUCUGUGUGUCCUGUCCGCUCAGCUAAGGACGCAUGGCAUGGCCCUUACGGGUCCAGAGAAAAGAGGAUGGACACUGAACAGUGCAGGAUACCUACUGGGUCCCUAUGCACACAGAACUCUCAUGGUAAGACAUGGAGCUGCACAGGACAAGCGGAGCAGCUGGGAAGAGCAGGAUAUGCACUCCAGCCUCUCCACACAUCAGCCUUCACACAAUGAAUCGUAUCUUCAGUCACUGCUGGAACUACUCAUGUACCUACGCAUAAAAGAGAAUGGAAUGACUGAAGACUUUAACAGUUCUAUAUUCAAUGAUGACAUAACACAGUAAUGGAAAUGACUACCAUUAACUUUUUGCACCAAACCAGAACUUCAGUCGUUAUGUCACAAAGUUUGAUUCCUACUUCAUGUUAUACAGAAAUGCACAAAAGGGAUUUAUUACAUGUUUUGGACAUUAUUGUACUGCUCAUGUUUUUCAGACAGUUCAAACUGUAUGCAAAUGUGAACCGUUGGUUUUCUGCUAAAUUA
Messenger RNA from Electrophorus electricus (electric eel), 704 nucleotides. It is a transcript of the gene gall, whose product is annotated as galanin-like. Gene Ontology annotation, cellular component: extracellular region; secretory granule. Gene Ontology annotation, biological process: neuropeptide signaling pathway. Lineage: Eukaryota; Metazoa; Chordata; Actinopteri; Gymnotiformes; Gymnotidae. Gene Ontology annotation, molecular function: neuropeptide hormone activity; galanin receptor binding. The record is from RefSeq and is a predicted model, not a curated record.